UUCUCAUGAUAGUCCUGACACCUUGUGAACGCAGGUGAGAGUUUUGCCUUCUGGCUGAUGGAUUUGUGGAGCAUCUGAUCCCGAGGGCUGGAUGUUUUGUCUAAGGAGGAGGUGAGAUCCUUUUCCGUUUGGCUACCUCAGUCGUCAACAGUGGCCUAACUAGCCACAAAUACUGGAUGGAUAAAAGGUUAAUAUCUGUGUGUGUGUGCGUGUGCGAGACGAAUCGCUCGAUAAAAGUCAAACAAGUGUGUAUAGUUACUGACUGUAUUUUGCAAUGCUGAGCCAGUCAGUUGGCUUGCGCUACAGUCCACUCCGGGUUUUCAGCGCGACCGUCUCCGGAGCCUGGAGGUGGAUAAGCUGGUAGAGCCGCUCUCUCUCGUGCCACGCUGGGCCACAAGGGCUCCGAGAGACGCUGCAACAUAUCACCGAGAACCGAGAUGGAGGAGAGGCGGAGGAGGGAGGAGAAAAGUUUCAACCUGACAGAGAAACUUUCAUCAUGAAACCUCACUGAGACUUCCAGCGGCAGUCGCUUGCUUUUCUCUGAACCAGCUUUUUUCUUUUUCCUUCAGUUUUUUUUUCCUCUUCUUAAUUCACCCACUUGGUUCUUGCGCGCUCGACACUGGCGUGGGUUCGCUGUCACUGAGAUGUUGAAGUGACCAUGGCAGCUCAAGUGGCAUCCGCUCCGACCAGAACUAACAACAAAAACAAGAAAUUGUCCAGCGGCUUGGGAGCCGAGCUCAUUCCGGGGAAGUCCGGAGGAGCAGCAGCGGGGGGCGCGCAGCGGACUGGACCGAUGCUGGGAGCCGGCGAUGGGACCGUGAACAACGUAGACCACCACCGCCGAGCCAGCGAGUCCGGCAUGGUCCAUUCAACUUCCCUGGAAGACAAGGAUGGGAAUAACCACUCGUCCACUUCGGCGUCGACUAACGUCUCCUCCAUUGAAGCGGGUCUGAUCUCGAACCACAAGCUGAAGUGCGCGGAUCCGGCGCAGCAGUUUGCGCCACAUCAGCAGCGUCAGAUCCAAAGUAACAACGUUCAGGGACCCCGUGGGGACAGGGACCAUCAACACCACGGUGGGAAAGAGAACCUGCUGGGGGGAUCCGCAGAGUCCCAGCAGCACCUGUCAGUCAAAGGUGAGGAGGAGCUCACCUGUAAGCCCGCGGAGAGGAUGAUGGGCUCCAGGUACGAGAACUCCGAGUUCAACAACAACUAUUACCCCCCCAGGGCCUGCUAUGAGCAGCAGGGCAGUCAGCAAAGCAUGGUGGUCUCCCACCCCCCAGCUCAUAACAACAUGGAGAACUCACAGGAGCCUGGGUACCACAACAGCCAGUACAACCAGUACCCGGCGUACAGGGCCGGCUACGGCGGCGGGGCCUAUGGAAUGAUGCCCCUCACUGGAAGUAGACAGCCUGGCAACAUGAUGAUGGGCAGCAAUCAUUCUUCAGCCAGCCACAGCAAGGGGGGCGGCUCUGGAGGCUUUCAAAGGUUUCCAGAGCAGCAGCAGCAGCAGCAUCCGUCGGGGGCCACCCCGACCCUCAACCAGCUGCUGACGUCCCCCAGUCCCAUGAUGAGGGGCUACGGAGGCGGCUACCAUGACUACAGCGGACCGGCUGCCACCCAGCAAGUAGGAAUGGGCCUGGGGAAGGAGAUGGGCCAUCAGUACGGAGCCAACUCGACCCACGGCUGGGGAGCACAGCAGAGAAGUCCAGGGAAUGGAGGCCAAGGACUGAGCAGGAGUCAAGUGUCCUCCAUGGACUUCAUGGCUAUGAAGCGCUCGCAGCUGUAUGGUAUGACCAAUAAUCCAUACACCACCCAGCAGCAGCCAGGAGGCGGGCCCUAUCCGCCCGGACAAUCGUACACGUCGCCUUCGCACCGAUACCCAGUCAGUAUGCAAGGACGGGGCCAAAUGAGCAUGGGUGGGAUGCAGUACCCUCAGCAGCAGCAGGUGGCGCCGUACGGCCAACAAGGGAUAGGAGGCUACAGCCAACAGCAGCAACAGGCAGGACAACAGGGAACCCCGUCGUACUUCAGCCCGCCUCAUCCCAGCCCGCAAGGCCAGAACCCAAACCCCUAUCUCCCGCCGCGGCCUCCGCCUCAGCAGCAGGAGGCCCAGCAGGACAACUACAGCAGCCGGUGUCCGGCCCCAGUCAACCCUGGAAAACCCACCAAUGAAGACGGACAGGAGCGACCCUCCAGUCUCCCGGAUCUCUCCGGGUCCAUUGAUGACCUCCCCACUGGUACUGAAGCUGGUCUGGGCUCCACUGUCAGCAACAACAACAGUGGCCAGGGCGAGCAAGGCAACUCUGCCAACCAGGGAGCCUUCUCCCCUCAUGCCUCCCCUCACCUCCACAGCCAGAGGAGCGGCCCUUCUCCUUCUCCUGUUGGCUCACCUGCCGGCUCCACUCAGUCCCAGCACUCCCGGUCUGGCUCCGGGCCCAUCUCUCCAGCCAGCGGACCUCCAGCCAACACCUCCACCCCAGGUUCCAGCUUAACUCAACAGAGCCCUGGAAAUGGACCAGACGGAGCCCAUCCUCCGCCGAUCACCCGCUCACCUAUGGCCCAAGAGAGAGGAUUCAUGCCCAACAUGCAGAGGAGUCAGCCUGGCUCACAGUUUCCCCCUCCUCCCUCUGGUCCACCUGUCUCCCCUCACCCAGCUUCUGGGGGUCCUGUGUAUCCAGGGAUGGGUCCCUACUCUCAAAGUGGCAGUACAGGUCCCUAUGGCUCACAAGGAUCACAGUACGGACACCAAGGGAGUUAUCCUCGGACCUCCAGCUACAGUGGGAACGGCAACUAUAACGGCCCUGGAUCUGGAAUGACCAACAAUCUCAACAUGAAUGCCAACAGCCCCAUGCACGGCCAGGGGCCUGGAAUGCGGCAUCACAGUGCGAGUAACCCCAACAGGGUGUAUCCCCCCAUGGCACCGUGUUCUCCCAGCAUGCCGCAGCCUGCAGCAGCUGGAAUGGGACCUCCUGUUUUGGGAAACUCGACUCGCAAAACCCAAGAGACAGGUGCAGCCCCUGUACCAAGCUCAGCCAACGCCACACACAACAGGCAGGGGAGUUAUCAAGUGGGCACCAACGCUGCGUACAGUCAGCAGACCGGCAACAACGGUGCCGUGUUGGGAAACCCUCAAGGAUCGAGCUUCAACAUGCUGCACUCAGGAGGAACUCCAGAAGUGAUGACGAGCCCAGAUGGGAAGCUGAAGACCGACAUGAAGGACGACAGCAGUGAGAAGUCAAAGCUACCAGACAGCAACAACAACAACACCAGUGGCUCCCAGCAGAGUGUGUCCCAGCCCGCUACACCCGGUGGUACCCUGCCCGUGCCCUCCCCACUCUCCCCCAGCCCCGCCAGCUUGUCCUCAUACCACGGAGACGACAGUGACAGCAUCAGCAGCCCACCAUGGUCCCUCAAAACCCCCUCUAGUCCGAAGUCCUUUGCCAACUCCUCUCUGAGCGCGGACCGAGUCGCACGACUGUUCGACAUGGGUGUGGAGCCAGAGAGGCGGGUCUGGGUGGAUCGCUACCUGUCUUUCAUGGAGGAGAGAGGGACCCCUGUCACACAACUGCCCACUGUGGGGAAGAAGCCUCUGGACCUCUGGAAGCUCUACACAUCUGUCAGGGAAAUCGGAGGCCUCGCCAUGGUAAAUAAGAACAAGAAGUGGCGCGAGCUGUCCACCACCUUGAGCGUGGGCACGUCCAGCAGCUCUGCCAGCGCCCUGAAGAAGCAGUACAUCCAGUUUCUGUUUGCCUACGAGUGCAAGAUGGAGCGUGGGGAGGAGCCUCCGGGCGACAGCAACAGCAGCAGCAGUGUGACCGGAGGAGACACCAGGAAGCAGGUCAAGAUCCAGCCGCCAUCACCUGCUAACUCGGGCGGAUCUCUUCAGGGACCACAGACCCCACUUUCGUCCGGCGGCAGCUCAACUGCAGAAGUGUCCAGUGAUAUGAAGCACCCUACCCCUGCCACCACCCCUCUGGGACAGGUCACACCACUGCCCUCCAGCAGAAGCACAGUGAGUGUACAGGACCCCUUCUCAGAGGUGAACGACCCAGCUUUCCACAAGAGAGGUACCUCUCUGCCUCCGUCGGCUCCAUACCAGCAGAACCUGGGCAUGCCAGACAUGAUGAUGAGGAUGCAGUACGAUGCCAAAGACCCCUUUGCUGGCAUGAGGAAGAUGGCGGGUGCUGACCCUUACAUACCAAGUCAGAUGCCCCAUGGCGGCGUGCAAGAUAUGUACGGACGCUCCCCAGCGGCUCUGAGCAUGAGCCAGCGCUCGCAAUAUCCGUACGGGCCGAGCUACGACAGACGACCUGACCAUGUCAUGGGCAUGGAGGGCAGCAUGGGUCCUCCUGGGGGUCAGAAUAACAUGGGCCCUAACAGCGACGCGAGCAUGUACUCAUCCAGCAGGUACCCAUCGCAGAGGCAUGAUGGCUACAGUCAGCAGUAUCCCAGCAUGCCCUAUGGCAUCCACCCGUCUGGGAUGUACCAACCACAGCAGGGAUAUAAGCGUCCCAUGGAUGGCAUGUACGGCCCCCCACCCAAGAGGCAUGAGGGUGACAUGUACCCACUCCAGUAUCCCAGCCAGCAGCAGGACAUGUACAACCACUAUGGUGGUGGGUUCUCUGGUCCUGACCACAGACACAUGCCGGGCCAGUUCCCCUACUCCUACCCAAGAGACCGCAUGGCACCGUCUGGGCAGGGCCAGCAUAGUAUGAUGACCCCCAACCACGCUGACGGCCCCAAUAUGUGGCCCUCCAGGACGGAGCUGGGUUAUCCGUACUCCAGUCGGGGCCCAUCUCAAAUCCCUCCUUAUGGUAGAGACGACAUGGAUGGGCGCUCCGGGCAAGAACCAUGGCACCGUCAGUCUCCCUACAUGUCCUCUUCAUCUGGUCUGACCCCUCUGACGUCACGCCAGCCCCCGUCCUCUUACUCCAACUCCUCGUCCAUGGUCAACCACUUGUCCCGGGCCCCCAGCCCCGGAGCGUUCCAUCGCUCCAUGGACUCUCGGAUGUCCCCCAGCAAAGCUUCAUUCAUGUCCACCAUGAAAAUGUCCAAGCCUGGGAUGUCGAUGAUGGGCUCACAGGGACCGGGUCCAAUGGGUCAAUAUCCUCCAGGCCUGCGAAGGGACCUGAACUACCCGCCGGGCUCAGUGGAGGCAACCAUGCCAGUCCUCAAGCCUCGGCGGAAGCUCACCUCUAAGGACACAGGAACUCCAGAGGCUUGGCGUGUGAUGAUGUCACUGAAAUCUGGGCUGUUGGCGGAGAGCACCUGGGCUCUGGACACCAUCAACAUCCUGCUGUAUGAUGACAGCACGGUCGCCUCUUUCAACCUCUCUCAGUUGCCGGGCUUCCUGGAGCUCGUGGUGGAGCACUUCCGCCGUUGUCUCAUCGAGAUGUUUGGCAUCCUCGAAGACUAUGAAGUCGAAGUUGUGGAGAGUCGCUCUGAACUCGAGAGUGAUGUGAAGAAACAAAACCCAGAAAACAAAGAGGGUUGUUCGCUCCAGCCUGCAGUGCAAGAGCUGACGCCAGCAGAUGGCGCCAUGGAGACUCCGUCUCCGCCCGGUAUAGCUGAGCCUGAACGACCCGAUGGCAGCAAAAAGAAGGAAGGUGACGAAAAGGAAGAGACUAAAGAAGAUAACGGUAAAGCUGAGAAAGGAAAUGGAGAGGGGAGGAGGGAGACUGCAGAUCAGUCGAUGUCAGAACCAGAAGCUAAACCAAAACAAGCCAGCAAAUACGACAAAUUCCCCAUCAAGAUCGUAGACAAAGAGGAACCAAAAGAAGAUCUGACGGAUAGUUUACGGUACCUGAAGGGCGUCACCAGCGCGCUGCUUCACUGGCAGGCAGGCGGUGGAGACUCCACUGCACACAUUCAAACGCACUUUGACCCCAAGACUGAACCUGAGAAGAUGACCGAAAAGAAACCGGAAGUCAACAAGCAGGAAAACAACGGGUCGAGGAAACAUAUCACUGCAACAAUUGACGACGUGCUGUGUGCCAGAGUGGACGCCCUCUCCAGCGGGCACCCCGCCCGCUCCUUACCCUCCUACCCAUUCAGGGUGCACCCUGAUGGAGAAGAGGAUCACAUUACUCUGUUGGAGGACGAGCCGCGGUGUCUGGACGGGGCACCGCUGUCGACGGUCUCCGCCUGGCAGGACUCGCUGGCCAAGCGCUGCCUCUGCAUCUCCAACAUCGUCCGAGGUUUGUCCUUCAUUCCUGGGAACGAUCUGGAGAUGUCCCACCACCCAGCUCUGGUUCUUCUUCUGGGUCGCCUCCUGCUGCUUCACCACCUGCACCCAGAGAGGAACAGGGCGCCUCCUAGUUAUCAGAGGGAUGAGAAGCAGGAGCCAGGACUGUCCUGCAGCAGGGACGAGUGGUGGUGGGAGUGUCUGGGUCAGCUCCGGGAGAACGCCAUGGUGACUCUGGCCAACAUCUCCGGUCAGCUGGAUCUCUCAAAUUAUCCAGACACCAUCUGUCUCCCGAUCUUAGACGGUCUCUUGCACUGGAUGGUCUGCCCCUCAGCUGAAGCCCUGGACCCCUUCCCAUCAUCCACACCCUACUCCCAGCUGUCCCCUCAAAGGCUGGUUUUGGAAUGUCUCUGCAAGCUCAGCAUCCUGGAUGGCAACGUGGACCUCCUGUUAGCCACGCCGCCUUUCAGUCGGCAGGAGAAACUCUUCACGGUGCUGCUUCGCUACGUGGGUCAAAGGAAGGCUCAAGUCUACCGAGAGAUGGCAGUAGCCGUUCUGUCGCACUUGGCACAAGGAGACCCCACGGCUGCACGAGCCAUCGCCAAGCAGAAGAGCAGCGUGGGCAAUCUAGUGAGCUUUCUGGAGGACGGCAUCAGCAUGACUCAGUACCAGCUGAGCCCACACACUUUGCUGCACAUGGGGCACCAACACAUGGACCCUCCCAGCAUUAACAUGAUGUGUCGGGCCGCUAAGUGCCUGCUGGCCAUGGCCAAGGUGGAGGAGAACAAGAGCGAGUUUGUUCUGUUCGAGAGCCGCUUGCUAGACAUUUCCAUCUCCUCUGUGCUGAAUGCUGGAGUGGUGACCAUUGUCUGUCAGGUUCUGUUCCAUCUGGGCAAACUAUGACAGGAGGACCCUGGCCAUUGACAUUCUUUUCUACUUUUUAUUUAUGAAAAGAAAAUGUUUUUUAAAAAGGAAAUAUCCACAAAAAUAUCUAUAAAUAAUCACUGAAAAGUGGGUUUGGAAUUUUUAUUUCAAUACAGAUAUUUAAUAACCGCAGUGUUUGAUAUUUUGUUGCUUCUUCUGUGGAUUCAUUUCUCAGCCAAAGCUGCCAUCGGACCUCGGUGCUGAAUUUUGUGGUUGAGUCAACAGGUUCUUUUCUGGGUUUUUAUAAAUGCUGUAUUGUUGAGAUUUUGUUAAUGGAGAUUAUUUAUUUAAGAUGUGAUUCUGUACAGCCGUUUGAGGGGAAUAAAAACACUGACUUUUUUUUUUACUGAGAUGGUGACCUGUGCAAUAGUUUGGGAGGACAGCUGCAGUGUGUGACUUCAGCCAUGUGGGGGCAGCAUUGCACCAGCCAAGCAACAUAAGAAUCGCCACCAAACGUGGCGCAUUGACCCCUGAACUCUCCCGAGCACCUCCAUCACUGUACAUAAAACGAUGUGAACACAAUUCUCCCAAACCAAACAAGAGUUCGAGCUUUUAUCGUUGUUCAAAUUUGUUAUUGUUACGAUACAUAUUUUGUUAACGGGUCAAAUACUUGGCAGAUGUAUCUGAUGUUUUGAUGUAAAAUACUGUAUGCAUUGUAUUAUAGCCGAGAAAACAAUCGCUUUGCUUAUGGGAGCGCCGGUUGGUGGGCGGGGAAGGAGACAUGAGUCAAACAGAACACUUCAUAAACUGUCCCACAUCAUCUGUCAACAUGUUUGGAGUCAUGCUCGAGCAGAAAACGUGUAAGUUCAGACCCGUCAUGAACGCUCAUUGUAAACUCUUUUCCGUACGUCUCUUUUUAUUCUGUAUCCACGUUUAUACUCUGUGCUGCACAUGUCACCAGUAAAUGUACAAUGAGACGUUGCAUUAUGUCCAGACAAUCUGAGGCCAAUAAAACAAACAUCAACUGCU
Synchiropus splendidus (mandarinfish) is the source of this 8077-nucleotide messenger RNA. RefSeq names its product AT rich interactive domain 1B (SWI1-like) (gene arid1b). The coding region runs from base 659 to 7087 and encodes 2142 amino acids. The record is from RefSeq and is a predicted model, not a curated record. Gene Ontology annotation, cellular component: nucleoplasm; SWI/SNF complex; brahma complex. The transcript has 21 exons. Gene Ontology annotation, biological process: positive regulation of DNA-templated transcription; chromatin remodeling; regulation of transcription by RNA polymerase II. Gene Ontology annotation, molecular function: DNA binding; nucleosome binding. Lineage: Eukaryota; Metazoa; Chordata; Actinopteri; Syngnathiformes; Callionymidae.